This is a messenger RNA of Tigriopus californicus, 1174 nucleotides long. Its product is annotated as protein big brother-like. Gene Ontology annotation, biological process: regulation of transcription by RNA polymerase II. Gene Ontology annotation, molecular function: sequence-specific DNA binding; transcription coactivator activity. The transcript has 5 exons. Lineage: Eukaryota; Metazoa; Arthropoda; Copepoda; Harpacticoida; Harpacticidae. The record is from RefSeq and is a predicted model, not a curated record. Gene Ontology annotation, cellular component: nucleus; core-binding factor complex. The coding region runs from base 384 to 1025 and encodes 213 amino acids.
UCAUUUUCGUCUUCUUCAUCGGCAUUAAGCACGGAAUGAGGUACGCCAUCCGACGGGUUCCCCUUUCAAAAUUGAGAACUAAAGAGGUCCGUCGUCUUGUUGGUGGCCAAGCUCUCUUGAAGUGAACAACAUACCGGGCGGGCUGCCAUGAGUGUUCUUCGAGGUCCAUUCAAGUCCGCCAAAAGGGAGACUAUGUAGGAUGAUGACGAGAGCUGCCAAACGACGAUCACGAGGCUGGCGAGAAACCGAUAUGAAAACAAAACAAAGAUCCCUGGCCAGUUGCCUUUGGAAGGUCUGUGAGGAUCCUUUGGUUGGAGAUUCCAAAUUCCAAAUUCCAAUGAGUGAGUGAGCGCGGAGUUCUGAAUAUCCAUUGAGCUAGCGACAUGAUGAUUCCUUACAAUCACGGCUAUGAGGGCAACUUGGCAGUCAGAACGCCUUCAGGCGGAGGUCACCAUUCAGCGGCUGUGUAUUCGUCAAGUCUGGAAAAGGUCCACAAAUCUCCUCGGAUCUUCUUCAAAAUGCCCAGGGUGGUUCCAAAUCAACGGGAGCGCUUCGAAAAGGAAGAGAUCUUCAAGAAGAACACCAAAGACCAGGAGGUCCGAUAUACGCCUUACCGGGAACGACCCAUGCAUGAGCGGCAAACUAAAUUUCAACAAGGACUCCGCGAAGGACACGUUGAAGUGUCACUCUCUGGCACUGGUUUGGUUCUGAUUCUAACCUGGAAUCCUAUUCACUCAACUUCAGCCGGGUCGUCAAGCUCAACAUUAGCUCCUUCUCCGUUCGGCGACCUUUCCAAUCAAGGCUGUGAUUUUCACAAGGAGCCCGGCAAGGUGCAUAUACGAGCUUCCUUGAUUUUGAAUGGUGUUUGUGUUCAAUGGCGAGGAUGGAUUGCUUUAGAUCGCCUAGAAGGAGCGGGAAAAUUGGAAUUUGAUGAAGAGAUGGCACAGGCUGAAGAUCGAUAUCUACAGCAGCAGAUCGACUACUAUAAUCAUCGUCUCAAGGACUUGGACAAUAAUAAUAAGUGAAGCAAGGUCUUGAUCAAAAAAUUUGACAGUGUGUAGAAAUAUUCCUCACAUAAAUAAACUCUCUAGUCAGACUCGAAAAUCCCCUCUCUUAUCUAAAAUAAACAUUUGAGGAGGAAAAGCCUUGCGCCAAAAAGUAGCAAAAUUCUUAU